This is a messenger RNA of Gongylonema pulchrum, 273 nucleotides long. The record is from the annotation of a GenBank genome assembly. Lineage: Eukaryota; Metazoa; Nematoda; Chromadorea; Rhabditida; Gongylonematidae.
AUGAAGGAGCGAGCACGCCCGCUGGAGCAGCAGCAACAGCAACAGGGCACCGUUCGGAGCCUGCUUUAUCCGGCGGUGAUGCCGUUUGAGGAUCACUGGGCUGCGAAUGGUGGUUUUGCGGCAAGGCCAAAUCCAAGACGCCCAAACGUGCAACAGCUAACAUCUGCGCAUGGGACAUUUCAGCUACCGCAAGAUGAGCACACCUGUAAUUUCUAUCAUGCAUCACAGGAAAGUGCUAAAGUAAUUUUUUCUACAAUCUACAAAAUUGUCUAA